Messenger RNA from Sinocyclocheilus grahami, 2541 nucleotides. Its product is annotated as protein NLRC3-like. The transcript has 8 exons. Bases 103 to 2541 code for a protein of 812 amino acids. NCBI's taxonomy places the organism in Eukaryota, Metazoa, Chordata, Actinopteri, Cypriniformes, Cyprinidae. The record is from RefSeq and is a predicted model, not a curated record.
ACAUACUGGACACACUUAGACGUUCGCAAUAAUAAACAUAUAGAGGCCUGUGUUGUGAGGAUGUUCUGAAGUGAUCUGAAGUAAACCGACUCUCCGUCUGAGAUGAGUCUCCCGGAGAAACAGAGUGUAAGAUCAGGCUUACGUGUGUCCAGCUCUGUGUCUGUGAAGAGUGACUGUUCAAAAGAUUUUAAGCCACCAGACUUCAGUGAGAAAAAACCAUCAUCUACAAAAAGUGUAAGAUCAGGCUCACAUGUGUCCAGCUCUGUGUCUGUGAAGAGUGACCAGUCAAAAGAUAAAUCAAUAAACUUCAGUGAGAAAACAACACCGACCAAAAGUGUAAGAUCAGGCUCACAUGUGUCCAGCUAUGUGUCUGUGAAGAGUGACCGUUCAAAAGGUGAUCCACCAAACUUCAGUGAGAACAAACCAAACAAAAGGGUUCAACAUGAGAAAUCAGACACAAAGGUUCAGAAGUGCCACUUCCACAAGAAGUUCAGAGAAAAUCUCCACAGCGUAUUCCAGGAUCUUGAGAACAAAAUAAUAACAUUUUUGAAGUACGAGCUGGAAAAGUUUAAGAAAAUAUUAAAAAAGGAAAACACACAAUACUUUGUGAGGGAUAAAGAUGACAUGUGCAGGAUCAAAGAAGCAGCUCUUGAUCUCACACUCUACUUCCUGAGAGAGAUGAAGCAAGAUGAAGCUGCUGAUAAUCUAGAAGAUAAGCUGGUCUUCAUGCAUCUUAAAUCAAACCUAAAGAAAAAGUAUCAAUGUGUGUUUGAAGGAAUUGCUAAGCAAGGUGAUGCUACGCUUCUGAAUAACAUCUACACAGAUCUCUAUAUCACUCAGGGUUGUAGUGAACAGGUCAAUACUGAACAUGAGAUAAGACAGAUUGAAGUUACUUCCAGGCGUCAUGAAUCACAGGAGAUACAGGUUGAAUGCACACAUUUAUUUCAACCUGGAAAAGACAAGAAGAUCAAAACUGUGCUGACAAAAGGAGUUGCUGGCAUCGGAAAAUCAGUCUCUGUGCAAAAGUUUGUUCUGGAUUGGGCUGAAGGAAAAGAAAAUCAAGAAAUCAGCUUCAUAUUUCCUCUUCCAUUCAGAGAGAUGAACUUACAGGAUAAAGAAAAACAAAGUUUGAUGGACCUUAUAACUCAGUUUUUCCCGGAGACAAAAGGACUGAACCUUGCAAAGAGGAAUAUGUACAAAGUCCUGUUCAUCCUUGAUGGAUUGGAUGAAUUUCGUCUUCCUCUAAACUUUGAGGGUAAUGAGACGUGGUCUGAUGUAUCUUCACCAGCCUCUCUGGAUGUUCUCCUCACAAACCUCAUCAAGGGAAAUCUGCUUCCUUCUGCUCUCAUCUGGAUCACCACCAGACCAGCAGCUGCCAGUAAGAUUCCUCCUGACUGUGUCGACCGAGUAACAGAGAUACGAGGAUUCAAUGAUGCACAAAAGGAGGAGUACUUCAGAAAAAGAUUCAAAGAUGAGAAUCAAGCCAAAGAAAUCAUUGAUCAUGUAAAAAAAUCAAAGAGUCUGUUUAUCAUGUGCCACAUCCCAGUCUUCUGCUGGAUUUCAGCCACUGUUCUCCAAAACAUUUUGGAAAUGAAAAAAAAUAAUGAUCAGAAAAACAAUCAGGCGGAUGACGCCUCCAAAACACUGCAGGAAUUAAACACUGGAGACACUCCUAAGACUCUGACACAAAUGUACACACACUUUCUCCGCUUUCAAAUCCAGCAGAGCAGACGAAAGUAUGAUGGAGAAUACACACCAGAUGUUUCCUGGGAUAAAGAUGCCAUCGUUUCACUGGGGAAACUGGCAUUUCAACAACUGGAAAGAAACAAUGUAAUCUUCUAUGAAUCAGAUCUGGAAGCCUGUGGUAUUGAUGUCUAUAAGGCAUCAGUGUAUUCAGGCAUGUGUACCCAGAUCUUUAAGGAGGAAACAGGGAUCAUUCUUGGUACCAUGUACUGCUUUGUUCACUUGAGCAUUCAAGAGUUCAUUGCAGCCCUUUAUGCACAUCUGUUUCUAGACAUGAACAAGAAAAGCGUGUUUGUUCAUGACUCUACAGAACAGGAAAACAAAAAUGAAACCUUGACUGAUUUGCUCAAGACUGUAGUUGACAAAGCGCUUGAGAGUGACAAUGGACAUCUGGACCUUUUCCUUCGCUUUCUUCUUGGCCUGUCAAUCCAGUCCAAUCGGCUACUCUUACAAGGUCUGUUGACACAGCAAGACGAAAAUGACCAAAGCAAAAAGGAAAUAGUUCACUACAUCAAGCAGAAAUUUGAAGCUAAUCUGUCUCCAGAGAGAUCCAUCAAUCUGUUCUACUGUCUGAAUGAACUGAAUGAUCAAACUCUGGUGAAAGAUAUUCAGACCCACAUUAACAAAGGAAGUCUCUCAUCUGCUGAGCUUUCUCCUGCCCAGUGGUCUGCUAUGGCCUUUGUGUUGUUGACAUCAAAGGAGGAGCUGGAGGAGUUUGAGCUUCAGAAAUUCAAGAAAUCAGACGAGUGUCUCAUUAGAUUAUCAGCAGUCAUCAAAAACUCCAAAAUAGCUCUGUAA